AUGGCCAUAUUACCAAUGCCUAGACUUCCACUGCCGUUAUGGCCCCACCCUCCUCCUAUGUUAGCAGCGGGCACCUCGCCAAACUCUUCGGAAUCUCUUAUGACUUUCCGGUCGCCCCUCCCAUUCCCGACUCAGGUAUUUUCAGCUGGUCAGGCGACUCUUGGUGCCCCCUUUCCCCGAAACAUACCAGGUGCUUUCCCGACAUCAUCUCAAGGAGGGAGAGGAAUUCCUAACGCCUUCCACUAUGAGUUCCUCAAAGCACACGGUUCUUACCCGAAUCGGCGACCUUUCACCAGACCCCACUGUGAAAUACCGGUCUCGUCUCCUCCAUCGAGAUCACCCGUUCAUCCCUUCCAUAAUCUGACAUCUCCUUUUGGGCGGAAGGCACCCGGAGAUUCCGGUGGAGUCGAUGGAAGCGAUUCGCUGGAAAAGCGGGAGAAGUACAAUUUUUCUGCAUCGGAUCUUGAGUGCGCCUUGUACGGUUAUCUUCGGGGUAGUACCGGGGAAGAGAGGUAUCCAGGUUGUGCAAUGUCGGGGCUCCCUUCUCAGCAUAAAGACAACAAGCUUUCGACGUCACCAUCGACAUCAAAGACGAUCUCGAAAGUGGAAACGAUUCCAGGCGAACACAAGAAAUCUCAGGUUCUCUCUCAGAAGUUAGGUGAUAUCAAUGCAGGAGAUCUCCCAGAGGGCCUGUCUAUUUUGAGAUCGAGUUUCGGAUCCAUAUCGCCCCAUUACAGUGCUUUUUGUCAGCAGACAGUGAUCUUGAAAGGAACUCGGUUUGGACCUUUUACUGGACGAGUAGUACACCCCAGUGAGAUCAAAUCACAUGAUGAUACCAGUCUUAUGUGGGAGAUUUUCAAAGAUGGAAAGCUGAGUCAUUUCAUUGACGGUCGUCAAGGGGCCUUUUCGUGGAUGAGUUUGAUUAAGUGCGCCCGCUACGCCCAAGAACAAAAUCUCAUCGCGAUUCAAGUUGACGACAAAAUAUACUACGAAGCCUGCAAAGAUAUUCCACGGGGUACAGAACUUCUUGUCUGGUAUGGCGAUUCAUAUCUUCAAUUCAUGGGCAUACCCAUUGCUCUGAAGGACGCCAACCGCGGUCAAACAAGUUUAGGCAACGACGAGAAUAUCGACGAUUCUGCUGGAUACCAAUGUGAUCGUUGUGGAAAGGUGUUUGCUUACAAGGAUUACCGUGAUAAACAUCUCAAGUACACACGGUGUGUGGAUCAGGGGGAUAGGAAGUUCCCUUGUCACCUCUGCAAGCGAUCGUUUGAAAAGCGAGAUAGGCUUCGAAUCCACAUCCUGCACGUACAUCAGAAACAUCGACCACAUAAGUGCACUGUGUGUGGAAAGAGCUUUUCACAGUCAUCAAGCCUCAACAAGCAUCUCCGUGUGCACUCCGGUGAGCGUCCAUACAAGUGCGUAUACUGUGGCAAAGCAUUCACAGCUUCCAGCAUCCUCAGAACCCAUCUCAGACAACACUCGGGUGAAAAGCCUUUCAAAUGUCGUCACUGUGGCAAGGCAUUCGCUUCACAUGCAGCCCAUGACAGUCAUGUCCGCCGAACCCAUGCCAAAGAAAGACCAUGUGUGUGUCAGUUCUGUGGGAAAGCCUUCAAUCAGUCCUAUGAACUCAAGUUCCAUCUCAGCAUACAUGAAGGUGAAGCAAAGCCAUAUUCGUGUGAAGGAUGCAACCAGACUUUCCCUACCUCAACAGCAAGAGACACACAUCGGUCAAGUCUUGAAUGUCCUCGAUUCAACCCGCAACACGUAGCUUAUCUCGGAAUCGACUCGCUUCCUUCAGCGCCCUCCACACCAGGGGCAGCAUCCGUAGCCUCGACCUCAAGCAACGGCAGCGGAAGCAGCUUUGGAACAUCGUCGCGCGGAUCAAACAUGGAUGUCAAUGCCGCGGACAGUCAUGGUCACGUGGGUGUUGCGUCGUUAUUUGUGGACGAAAACGAUAAUAUCCCAAACAGCGGUGUUCUGUUAUCUACCACAUCUGUGACAUUCAACAGAGCUAUGAAUGUGAAGUAAUUGAAAAAAAAAAACACUUCAUGAAGUUAAAAGAAAAAUGGGUUUAUAUACGACUCUUACAUAACUUUCCUGACACCCUGGGGCGUGAUAGUUGAUACUAAAGCGGUCUUUGAUUCCGAGAUUGAAAUGCAGGUGAUGCGCUACUUCGCUUUGGUGAGGAAGACUUAUUUAAGUGAUGAUUGAACUUUUCGAAAGUGUAGAAGUUGUGAUUCUGGGGGAAUAAAAAGUGUAUUGUUCAAUGAACAAUACCUAAACUUUUAAAACAAAACGGAAUGGAAGUCAUUAACUUAACAGUCGAAAAGUAAUCGCCAGGUCUCAUGCCUGAGAGUACCCAGCGGAUAGAUCGUAGGUGGCACAGCGCAGUUCAAAUGUCCCAAUUCUUUCAGAGAGCGAGUCUUCAAGCGCUAUGGUCACAUGAUGGUGAUCACUGUCUUGUUUGGCGAACAUGGAUUGACUUCUGUUUGUCAGUAUGUGCCGAUGCUUCAUAAUAAUAAAAACAAAUUUAUAGAGAAUUUCCUUGCCCGAAUUGACAAUACGUCAUUCAUCUCAUUUAUUCUUUAUCCUAGCCCAAAUCUGUUAAUUUUAACGUCAUUCUUUGAUUCAGAAAAUAUCCAGGCACCUGAAUGUUUAAUUGAUUUUGAGAGUAUUGGCGAAACUGACUGCAGGAGAGCGUUUUAUCAAUAUUUUUGUCUGACAAGUUGUUAGAUCUUUGGUUUUGAUUGGCUAAGCAGUACUGUUGCUAUGGUAACUUUGGGAUAAAACGAGACUUGUCGCAUAAAAUGUCCGACAAUUCCUUUCAUGAAACGCUCCUCAGAUCUGAAAAAGGCUAUUAAGUCAUUCCAAAUGUCAAACCACCGGUCGGUUUGGUCUGACUGUCGCAAUGUUAAUCUCAUUUUGAGAGAUAUCCUCACUAUUUCUCAGAUAGAGGAGAAAUUCAUUAAACAUACAGUACAUAAAUUAUAAUUAUGAAAUAAAUGAUGUUAGUGUUUGGAACAACAUCAGUCAUAUCUAUAUGUACAAGUAGAACGAUAGAUAUGGUGUACAAUCGCGGUGUUUUUUUCUGACUUGUUUAUGUAUGAUAAUUAUGUAGGAGAUGUAUCAAUAUACGGAUCGUAUUUACAAUCUUUAAAUUUGAGUUAGAUUGUGGUUGUCAAAUCAUUAUACUAAGCUGCACGAUCAUGAUGACUGAAAGAUUUUUGUAAAAGUAUCAUCUUGAACAAGUAUAAUCAAAUUCUGAAUUUUCAGGUCACAUUACAUGGUUAUUUAUUUUAAGUGAAUAGUCGGCUUAAUGCCAUUAUAUACUACAUAAACUUUCGUUAACUAAUGACAGUGUCUCUCUGUUUACGAUAAUAAUUGGACUCAUUAUUAUUGAACAUAUUGACUUUGGUUGUUUUCCUGUCUUUUCGACAGAAUAACCAAAUCAGUGGUUUUAACUAUAGACAAUCAUGCUCAAUUAUGUAUCCCUUUUCCUAUAAAAUCUGUACAAAAUUUGUUAAUCAAAUGUGAUUCUCCCUCAAGAUUAAAAAUGGCAAAAACUCUAUUCCUGUGGUGGAAGAGGGUAAUGUACUCAGUUCCGUUCGCAUCUGGCAUUUCCUGUGCGAGAAUGGUUUUACUUUUAGCCUGGUAACAGCAGGGUAUGUGAUCACUUAAAUUUUAAAGAAGUCUUUGUUUGUCAGGAUAUUUCAAACAUAUUAUGUAGAUUUAUGAUGAACCGUGUAAUUGUAUGCAUAUCUCUGUAACACUCUCUCUAAUGUGUUUUAUUGUUACAUCCCAGAGAACACAGAAACAUUGCUUAAAAGUUAAAGUCUUUAGUUUUUGAAAGGUUACAUUUUCGUAGGAUAAUUUAUUCUGAAUGUGCUUGAAUGAAGAAAAUCCAUUUCUUUUUAAAUCAAUGAAUUUGCAUGUCAUUUGUAUAUACAACGUUAGAGAAAAUAUCAUAAAGGAACGGAGAAGUAGUUUGAGAAAUGACGGAAGAAAAGAGAGUGGAGAAAAGAAAAGAUUAUGAUAAUGACAGUUACAGGAUGAUGACGAACUUUUAUGUAGGAAAUGGAGAAGAAGAAGAUCGAAAAGGGGAGAAGAACAAUAAAGCUUUUUUAGCAUCCUCAAAAUGAGAAAAAAUCCACCCCUCCCGAAAUACAAGUGCAAUCCCCAAUGUCAUUGUGCCAAAUCCUUCAUUUAAUGAUAAUAUUAUUGAGGCAACAUUUUACAAUCAAAUUCAGACUGAAGAUGCAUCUAUACUUGUUUUACAUAUUUGUUUUAUAUUCUCAUGUACAAAAAAACAUGGUGAGAACCCCCCAUUGUUUCAAGGUGUAUUUGUAAUCGAUGAAAAGUACUAUGUUCUAAAGAAGUGAAAUGUUAUGUAUUUAUAUUAUGCCAUGUACAUUGUAGAUAUAUGUAUCAAAAUAUAUAAAGAAAUAGACAGGAAAAUAAAUGUUGUGUUCAACAGU
Molecule: messenger RNA, 4475 nt
Organism: Lytechinus pictus (painted urchin)
Lineage: Eukaryota; Metazoa; Echinodermata; Echinoidea; Temnopleuroida; Toxopneustidae
Product: PR domain zinc finger protein 14-like
Exons: 9
Coding region: 1-2028 (675 amino acids)
Biological process (GO): regulation of gene expression
Cellular component (GO): nucleus
Molecular function (GO): protein binding
Source: RefSeq, a predicted model, not a curated record